Messenger RNA from Lolium perenne, 753 nucleotides. Its product is annotated as F-box protein At5g25290-like. Gene Ontology annotation, molecular function: protein binding. Lineage: Eukaryota; Viridiplantae; Streptophyta; Magnoliopsida; Poales; Poaceae. The record is from RefSeq and is a predicted model, not a curated record.
AUGGCGGGCACAUCGCCGGAGCUGCCUCAGGACAUCCUCAUGGUUAUCUUCGCCACCCUUGAGAUCCCUGACCUCGUACGUGCCGGCUCUGUCUGCUCCUCCUGGCACUCGGCAUAUAGGAGGCUGCGCAAGCACUACAAGCGCGCGCAGACGCCAUGCCUCAUCUACACUUCCAAAUCAGGUGGUGAGAACGUUGCUUGCCUCUACAGCCUCGCGGAGAACCGGGUCUACAAGUUGACUCUUCCAGAGCCACCUAUCAGCACUAGGUAUUUGAUUGGGUCCUCGCUAGGUCUGCUGGUUACAGUUGACAACAGGUCCGAGAUGCACCUUGUUAAUCCAAUCACUCGUGAACAGAUUGAUCUGCCCUCGGUGAGCACCAUCGAGCAGCUCUCAUUUGCAAGGACAGGGGAUGAUAGUUGGACAUGGCUGCCACCAUACAUGCACUAUCAUGAUUGCAUUUACAAGGAUGGCCUGCUGUGCGCAGCGACUAGAUUGGGAGAAAUUCAUGGUUUCAAUCUUAGUAGCACUAUGGUCACGAUGAAGAUUAUUAUGGAGGGGCCCCAGCCUGACAGGGGUCCGAGUGUGAAAAAUCCCCUCGCGCACUGCGGUUGCGACGCUCGGCAUCCAAGCCUCCUGUUGUCCUACCUCCGCCUCGGUGCUCCUGCUCGUGGUCGGGCGGAGCCCGUCAAGCUGCUUGGCUACGAGGUCGUGCCCCACGCUGACGUCGUGCAGCCGCUCCAGGAGGAGCUAUGA